This is a messenger RNA of Drosophila elegans, 189 nucleotides long. RefSeq lists its product as uncharacterized. The transcript has 2 exons. The record is from RefSeq and is a predicted model, not a curated record. Lineage: Eukaryota; Metazoa; Arthropoda; Insecta; Diptera; Drosophilidae. The coding region runs from base 1 to 189 and encodes 62 amino acids.
AUGUCUCUGCGUCUGGUUCUGAUUUGCCUGGCCAUUUUGGCAAUGGUUUACGCCCAGCCCGCUCCAGGAGCUCCAGAAGCCACCGAGAUUUCCGAUCCAGUGGAGGAGCCUUCAACAGAUGACACCAAGUCACGUACUCUUUUCUUGCUGCUGCCCUUGCUGUUCCCCAAUACAUUCUAUGUACCAUAG